UCGAAGAACGAGCUACCGUGUGAUGUCACUUUCGAACAACGUCACGAAAUUGUAGCCGAAAAAAAAGUUGUCGCGAAAUCGUUGGCUAUCUUGCUGCCGAAGCAACGUUUCUUAUUGAAAUAUCAAAUUAAAAGAGAAUGAACUAGUUCUCUAUAUGAAAAAUGAAUUGUCAUCAAAUAUUAAGCGGGGCCUGUAAUGCAGGAGAUCGCUGUUACGCCGUCGGUUCCGUCGAAGGGAUUUCUUUUACAGCAUAUGCAGCAGGUUGCAACAUAGUAAUCCUUGCCAGUAACUUUGAACGGGUGCAAAUAAUUCCAGGGGCUGUGCACAAUUAUAUAAGAAUUAGUUGUCUGGAUUGCAGUACCGAUACUGGGAAGAUAGCUGCGGCUUAUGAAAAUCAAGUUUGCAUUUUCGAACCUACUCCGCUAAUUCACAGCACUUGCUCUCACCAAUUAGAAUAUCGAUGGGUACAAACUGGAAGUCUGCAAACAGAAUCAAACAUCAGUUCUUUAUCAUGGAAUUUAGAAGGAACAAGGCUAUUAACGGGAGGAGAACUUCUACAACUAUGGCAUCAAAACAUAACACCGUUCCAGGAAGAGCACACAGGUACUGUCACUUUUUCGAUCGGCGGAGAAGCAGAUAGUCCUGCGCCUGGAGAUUCGAGCAGCGGUAACGAACCAGGGGCGUGGAAUUGCGUUUGGAAGUGUCGCACAGCCACACCGGUGCAUCUGAUGAGUUUCAGUCCGGAUGGUACAUUAUUCGCCACGACGGGAUUUAACGAUAGAUUAGUCAAAAUUUGGUUCGAGAAUAAGCAAUUAUUUUCAACGAGGAACAUGGAGCACACAAACGUCUCGCAAUCCACAGGCAGCGAUAGUUACAGUUUCGUUUAUGUUGCUCAUCCACGUGCAGUCACACACUUGUCUUGGCGGAAAACUAGUAAAUAUAUGCCAAAGGGUUCCGUUUCCAACAUGUUGGUCACAUCCUGCAGAGACAAUAUUUGCAGAGUAUGGGCUGAAACAAUACCACCGGAGGUCGAAGGUUUAGCUAAUAUGAGUCAGUUCGAAGGUUCUGACAGACAUGGCCAUCAUGGGAAACAUCGACAUCACAAUAUGCACAAACAUCGUUUCAUGCAACGACUGAAACACAUGAAAACGUGUUUCCAUAUUCGUCGGCACGCAAAGCAACAACAUCAAGCGGGACAUGCCACGGCCCCGACAUUACCGACUUUGCCUUCAACGUAUUCUGUGCACGAUUUUCACAAUAAUUAUCAAGGUGCUGGUCAUUAUCCAGGAAUGCAUUUUCACUUGGCAGCCAGUAUCAAUGCAGAAACCGAUAUACCGUUAGUGCCGAGUUUAAUUACCGGUGAUCCAGAGAGAGAACCGAACUUUAUUCUUCACUGGUUGAACAACAAAGAAAUGCACUUCACGAUGCAGGCAGAAGGUAUUUUACAAGAGCUUACGCGUAAAGUGGUAGAAAAAGAAGAAGGAUUGCACCAGCAGCAGGAUAUGGAGCACACAGACCACGAUUCCGAGGAAGAGGGUCCCUUAAAGAAGGGAGUACGAUUACAACCUCUGCAAAAAUCGGCGGGAGGUACUGUCAGAUCGAUGAGCCAAGAAGAUCAUAGUAGUGAUGAGCACCAUACGGCUCACACGGUUUCGUCGCAUCAUAGUUUGCCGCAUAGUGUGCAUUCACAUCAAAGUCUUAGUAAUACUACGUCUAUUAACUCGAUCGCAACAGAUAUAACGGCUUCGAUGAAUCAUGCUCCAGAUUCAUUGGACACAACUAUAGAAACGUUAUUACGCGAUUGGCAUCAUAAUCCGGAUUUACUUUUCUCAAUUCAUCCAAUAGACGGAAGCUUUUUAAUUUGGCAUAUCGAGUGGUUGGAUGAAUAUCAUCCAGGAUCAUUUCGACAAGCGCAGAUAUCAUUUUCGACACGAAUACCCAAUGCUUUUCCCCUUGGUGAUGCCUCAACGAUGAGUCACAGUGUAUCAAUGUACUCGCAUAAUACCGGUGGUCCCUUAUUAAAUAUUCGUGAAGUAGCAAAGUCGUCGACAAAAUCAUCAAACGACGGUGCUGAAGUCGCUACACCAUUACCGAGUUUGAUUGAACAAGACGAGGAACAAUCUACGUUAACCUCGAAAGCGGGUCAAGAACUGUUAAAAAACAUUGAAAACUCGUCCGAUCCACGGACUAAUCAAAAUGCAUCGGGGAAAGAGAGAGACGGUCCUUUGGAGACGGGUAAAAGCAAUCAGGAAACAGUCAACGAUUUAUUAGCGCAUCCUAGCCCAAUUGUCUCUAUGGUAUCGAAGCACUCGAAUGGAACUUUGAACUUGUGGCAAUUGACAUUCGCUGACAGAACCAAGUUUUCGCAGGUGUUGAGUAUAGGGCACGCGUCAAGAGCCUCGGGACAUCGGUUUCGAGUGAACGAUAUUACCUGUCAUCCCGUUUUACCGUUAUUAGUGACAACAUCGCAUCACAAUAUACCAGAAUGUUCCGGAUCUCAGUGUCAGGAUGUUGAUUCUAAUGAAACUGCGCAUAGUAGGUUGGCCUCUAAUAAGAUGUCGCCGACAAAAGAUGUGUCUCCUACUGGUUUCUGCAGUGAACUGAUACUUUGGCGUGUGGAUACGGUUGGACCGUUAUCGAAGAGCGGAGGAGUUUCCGAGUUAGCACGUAUCAAUUCGCCCGAGAUCUCGGCGUUCAGCAAUGUAGCUUGGAUUCCAACUUUAUUACCAAGUACUACCUUAGGCAAUCUGUCGAAUUCUCCGAGCGCAUGUUUUGUAGCCAGCGAUGGGGAAUGUUUAAGGGUGUAUCAGGCCGUUAUCGAUGCCAGAACGCUUCUGGCAGAAGUCUCGAGCAGUGAGAGACGAAGCAGAAUAAUGGAUUCAAUGUCAAGCCUCUCGACGGACAUAUCGUCGGAUGAUGGUGUUAGGCAUUCCAUCCACGACAGAAUAAAGAUAGUAUCGCAACAAUCAACAGCGAGACCAGGCUGUGUUAUACAAUUGGAUGCUAUUGCUGACGCGACGCAUGACUGGCAAAACACGCAAUUCCUGCAUGUAUUUCAAGAACAGUUGAUCACGGGCGAUAGAAACGAUGAAAAACAAGCUGGAGUAAAUGCAUCUGUGAACGAUUUAGGUUUGAUGGAGUCUACCUUGGAUGCCAUAGUAGAUUUGCAGCAGUCGGCAAUUUUCGAAGAACCGUUCUACAUAGUGGUUUUAGAGAGAACACAACACGGUACAACAGUACACAUGUGGCGUCUAGUCAUAGCCUCUCAACCCGAGACUACUGGGCUGUCGGGAUCGAUGAUGUAUGUUCCAGAUUCACAUUUGGUACAAGAUGACGAAGAGGAGGGAGGUACACCUGGACGAUUUAAUCAUAUGGAUGGUAAAAGAUCUCGCAGAACAAGUCAAACGUGUCGUGAUAGUCAAGGUGAAUUUGACAACACGUUUUUCCAAAGACGACCUCAGAGUAGUCACGUUCUUAUUACAACCACGAAAGCUUGCACUCAAGAGUUACCGUUACCGGACGGAGUCGAGGUGAUACAUGCUGCACCAGCCGCUGGACAUUUAAGUAGCUCAUCCAUAUAUCCUGCUUGUUUCGCACCGUAUAUUAUAGUGACGGCAUGCAGUGAUAGCACGAUACGCUUCUGGAAGUGUAAAGUGACAAAGAAUCAAUCGGACGUUGACAAACUUCAUUACGAAUGGUGCGAAUGGGAAAUGCUACGAAAAGAUCAGGAAUCGACAAUCGAUAUUACAGGACAACCGUUAAACAUAAGUGCCGCGUACAGCGGACGCAUUGCAUGCGCAUACAAAUACGGGAAAUCGUUCACACGACCGACGAAAACUGAUCCGGAUUCGCGAUACGUAAACCUCUGCGUGGCGAUUUAUGAGUGCGAAAGCACCGGUGGCAGCGAAUGGAUUUUGGAAGAUACUAUACACUUGAAAAACAUACACCUGCCAAGGAUUCCGGUUGACCAACACUUGGAUCUGAGCUACCUGUACGAUAGCCGUUUCUUGCAAAAGAAGCAAAGACUCACUCAAGUAUUGCAAACGCUAAGCCACGAGGACGUACGAUCGCCGAGAAACAGUGAAAACGGCGAGAACGCAAAGUCGAAUGCAGGAUUACUGGCAGUCCCAUCGUUCAGCACCCUUCAAUCGCUGCGGAAAUCGAUUAUAGAGAACGGUAACACUUGUCCGCUUACGCAAAAACAUUUGGUACAGCUGGAUUGGGUGUCUAAAGAAGAUGGAUCGCACAUUUUGACCGUCGCUGUUGGAUCCAAGAUUAUGCUGUUCACGCCUGUAUGCUCGGACCUGGCGCAGGCAAAUAUGAAAGCGAUGAAAGAAUCGCAGAGUAACAAUCGGCCGAUACUACGAAAAGCUUCGUCGUUGGCGCAGCCUCAAUUUGUCGACGAAAUUCGUUGGAUGAAACUACGAAAAAUUGAGCUGACCACAGCGGAUGGUCUUCCGCCGUUGCCUAUGCAGAUAUCUUGGGUGAGGGAUGGCAUUUUGGUGGUCGGUAUGGAUUCGGAGAUGCACGUUUAUUCACAGUGGAAGCCGAAUCCGAAAAAGGAUUGUUUUCAUUCGAAUCUACAGCAUCAAGAGUCGGACGAGUUUCAAGCGAGUCGGAAUCUACGGGACGAAGAUCUACGAACGUUGGCGCACGAAACGUCGCAGAGACGGUUAGCAAAUGUGUCUUCUAUGCCUCAUCUUUCACGCGUCAGUAGUAUCAACUUGACGAUGCUCGAUGCGAAAAAGAAACGAGGAAUGCAAAACGAAAAUCUCAAUUUCGACUAUAUGCCAGAUUAUGGUUUAUUCGAGGCCUCGCGGAUCGCCUGUCCGGUUCUGCCUCAGUACCAUCCGAAACAGUUGAUGGAACUGCUGAAUUCCGGUAAAAUCCGAUGGGUGAAGGCGAUACUAGCCCAUUUGGUGAGAUGCAUAGGAAGUUCAUGUCCGUUGAGGGCGGAUGACGAGAGUUUGAAACAACGAGGAGGAGGAGGAGGAGGAGGUGGAUGUGGAGGUGGUGGUAGCGGUAGCGGGGGUGGCGGAUGGUCACGGUCAAGGACAAUGUCGGUCAGUUACAUGGGUACCACGUCGCCGCUCGAAUCCAGAGGUUCAACCACUCAGAUCCCGGAAGAGCUUACAUUAGAUUACGCGGAGAUAACCUCGAUAUCUCCGUUACCCCUGUGGACGUUGUUGAUUGCGGACAAAGAAACGAACCUGCCGCAUCAGCAUAAAAUCGAGGACAAACACGAUUACAACGAACUGUUCGACAAUAACUUGGACGAAGGUGAGUCGUUGGACGACAUGCUGGAAGAAGAUUACGAUUGCUCGCGGCCAAAGGACAGGCGUUCUUCGGUUCCGGAAAGACAAGGGAUAUCUCACUUUGGGCCAAGACAAGGUAGAUUACUUUCGCGGCUGCUGACGCACACUCAUUUACCAGGUCUCUCGAGUCUCGAUCAAAUGCAUCUGCUUGCUCUGGCCGAUACCGUGUCGACAUGCAACGUAGACUUCGCGGAACGGUUCGCGAUAGACGCCGCAAAAAAUGCGAUCGCGAAGGAAAAUUUGACCGGCAUCCCCGACGGUGAAACAGUCUCGACAGAUUCAUUGGACGACUGUGGCCUCAGGUUCUUGUUGGCCAUGAAGCAUUACAAUUACCUGAUUCGUUGUCUUCCACUGGCACAAAGGGCACAGUUCCAAAAGCAGGGUAUAUCCUCGAACAAUCUCGUCUGGGCAUUCCAUUCCGAGUCUGAAGAGGAACUGCUAGGCUUGAUACCUUCUUACGCAAAGAGUCAACCGAAAUGGAGCGUACUGAAAGAGCUUGGUGUAGGUUGGUGGAUCCGGAGCAACACCGUGCUGAAACGGUGCGUUGAAAAAAUCGCGAAAGCGGCUUACCAACAAAAGCAAGACCCUCUCGAUGCUGCGCUCUACUACCUUGCCAUGAAAAAGAAGAAUCUUGUUUGGGGACUUUUUCGAAACAAGAGAGACGACAGAAUGACCAGCUUCUUUGCGAACAAUUUCGCGGAGGAUCGUUGGAGAAAAGCAGCCUUGAAAAAUGCUUUCGCCCUGCUCGGUAAACAGAGAUUCGAGCAUGCUGCAGCCUUCUUUCUUCUAGCAAGUGCGCUCAAAGACGCCAUCGACGUGUGUUUGAACAAAUUGAACGAUAUUCAGCUGGCGAUGGUCAUCGCUAGGCUCUAUGAGGAUGAUACUACCUCUCCAAACAUGAGAAGACUGCUGUACGAAGAAAUUUUGGGUUGCGACAAGGACGGGCAAAAUCAGGAUAUGAACAAAUCUCAUCCGGAUCCAUUCUUGCGUAGCAUGGCCCUCUGGAUUCUCAAAGAUUAUGCAGGAUCGCUCAACACGUUGCUUUUGACAAACGUCGGUACCCUGCAUCCACAGUACAACGACGAAUCCGACAAACCCGAGGGCACAACAGCGAAUCCGAAUGUUUUCAAUUUCUACGUCUAUCUCCGGACACACCCUUUGCUGAUCAGGCAGCAUAUCGCAUCCACCGCCCAGGAUAAAAAAAAGGGGCAUUCGGUGGUCAUAUCCGGAUUUAGUUAUGUCGCGGACACGAAAACUCAGCCUGACAAGCAGUUAACUUUAGAAGACAGUAUUACUCCUUUAGAAAGGCAGCUGUACUUUACAACAGCUCACGCACAUUUCAAAGCAGGCUGUCCUGCUCUUGCUCUCGAAGUUCUUUCAAAGCUACCCGGCAAAGUGAUGGACACUAAUUGCGAAGAUUCACCCAGUCUGAUGAAUAGUCCAAGCAAGUCAAGAAAGCAAGAUUUUCAGAUAGACACGGGUAUCAUAAGUUGGGACGAUCAAUCGAAAAAAGCCAACGAGAAUGGAGAUACGAUCGAUUGGUCGCAACCUCUGAAUCGCGAAACCGCGGAAGAAUUAGUGUUAAAUUGGGAUGAUGAUGUGGCCGAAAAUAACGAUACCGAUAGUCCGCCUUUAAGCAUGAAACUAGACGAAAAAGAAAGUAACGACGCCAAAUUAACGGAAAAAGAAGUCUGUUUCGUACAAUUAUUCGCAGGGAAGAGCAGAAAAUCGUCAUCUCAAUUGGACAUUAUGGCACAGCAAUUAAAAUUUGUGGCCUGUUUGAAAAUUCUAAUGGAAGAAUUGUCAACGUUGGCCACCGGUUUCGAGGUGGACGGGGGACAGCUUAGAUAUCAAUUAUACGUUUGGCUUGAACGAGAAGUAGAUGCUCUUAGACAACUUUGCAGUUACAGCGUCAACUCGGAUGACGAAGCGAGUAACGUUUCUGAAUACGAGGGUGGUGGUAUGGUGGACGACGUGCAACUGUACAGCAGACCUGGUGAACAACCAACGCUACACGAGAUAUUAGUAGCCGACAAAUUGGACUUUGAGGCUAAGGUUCAGAGAGCCGUUCGAAGAAAAAAAUGGCUAAAAGCAAAUGAAACACUGUUGCGAACGUUAUUGUCAUACUGUUCGUUGCACGGAGCAUCGGGCGGAGGUUUGGCGUCAGUAAGAAUGGAACUUGUUCUUUUAUUGCAAGAAUUGCAACAGGAGAAGACACAACAACAAUUACUCAGUCCCUUACCAUUCCCAACCACGCUUCCUCUGCUAAGCGCCAGUGUAGCUUGCAACAAAACCGUCGUGGCAGAUCCGGUCAGACAUUUGCAGUCUCUUGCCCAUGACAUGUUGCAAACAUUGGUGGAGUUACGUAAACCACCGAUGCCAACGAGAAACACGCAUUAUUGCGAAGUAUUUAUAAUGAGGGAUUUAGCAGUCGCUCUCAGCGCUUGUAUUUAUCAAUCACUUUGCGAUUCCGAUACGUUCGUUAUGAAGCAUCAGCAGCCGGAUAGUUUUCCAGCUGUUGCCGAAAUCGAAACAUUCUCUGGUGGGCACUUGGUAGCUUCGAAUCGCCACCAUCGACGAUAUUCCACGGACGAUGGCGUAUGCAUUACCACGACGCCCUCCAAGUGGCCCGGCGUGACCAACUUGCGGGCUUUAUUGGCUCGCGAGAAAGACGAGGACACGCCAAAAUUGAAUAUUCUUCUCUGCGAAACUUUCGUUGCUACCUACAUGAGCUUGUUCGUUUAUGCUCUUUGGAGUUGCGACAGUCACAUCCUUUACAGACUCGUGGGACAACGUUUCGAUAACAGCACUUGGUCUUGUCUUUUCGGAGGUGGAGUUAAAAAGUUAUUGCGUGUCGCGAGCACAAACAGCCAGAAUUGCGGAACGGGGGCGGGCACGGGCACGGGCACGGCAAUAGUAGAAAGAGCCGGCGACGGUAUCUCAAACGAGACGCAAAGCACCGCGGGAGCUGUAUGGAACACUAUGACGUCUUUGACGAAGCAACGUGUAAAAUUGAACAUGAAAUUAUUGGGUCAGUUUACGGGACAGCAGCCAAACAUGAAAGAAGACAAACCUACGUACAGAGAACAGUUUGUAUCGCCUCAAAUGAGCAUGGUCUCGUAUUUUUUAAUGAAGCCACGCAUAGAUAGCGAGUACGCGGACGAAAUCGAUUACGAUUCGUCAGAUUCGGCUGUGUCGGAUUUGGAUUCGUCCGAAGACGAAGAAGACGUAUUCGAUACCAAUUCGAAACCAAAAAGCAAACCAAAAGACAAUACGGAGCAUUCGAAUCCAAACUCGUAUAGUUGGUGCGUGAUGAGAUUAGCUAUAGUCAAGAUACUGCAACAACAACUCCAGGAUUUCUUAAACGUCGCUGGUAUAGAGAUGCAAGAAUUACCUGUCAGCAGUCCACUAAUUCAUGGAACGUUGGCCGUGGUAGCCCAAUGGCAGGAAACAUUACGCGAGGAAUUGGAUAAAAAGGGACCACUGCCAAUUAAUUAUAUCCCUGGAUGUGCACCCGAUCCCACACCUACGCCGGGAAAACCGGCAAUACAUAAGUAUCGAUCGCUACUCGAGAAAGGCAACACACCGUUCAACACACGUCUGGCAUCAGCAGCUCCGGCCAAUCGACUGUGGUGUUUUCUGGUUAGACAAGAAUCGGUACAGGACAUAUUCAUUCGCGCUGUAUUCGGCAAAAGGAGAUCCUUAUCGUCGAUACUAGAUAGCAAUCAAACUGCGAUCGAUAAUCUGAAUCGUGGAACAACGACGGAAGACAAAGGUAGUGAUAGCGGAACUACCAGCUUACCCGAGCCCGUCCGUAUUAUUCACAAGGAGCAGGACAGCAUCAGUGCCUUCUGUCUGAAUCAGGUGAAUCCAGGUUUGAUGGCUCUAGCUACUCCUCGCGAAGUUCAAGAAAUGAAUAUAUCGUUACUGCUCGAGCUCCCGUCUUGGUUGGAAGACGAAUGCGAAUUCGAUCUGAUUAAUUUAAAUAAACAGCCGGAACCGGAACCAGUACAACCAACCAGUUUCUUGGUCAUUCAGACAGCAGCAGAUCGACCGUUGCUCGCUCAAAGUCCACAAACUAACAGUCCUCAGCCUCAAUCGGGUAUCGCAAGCCAAAGCGGACGAGGAGCUAGUGUGAUGAAGGGGAUGCCCGCUUUUCCUGGCUCCCACGACCUGCGUUUCUGUCAGUUUGUUGCCGAUAGGAGCAAACACUUGUUGCAGCCGAUUUUGAAGCAUAAAAUCGAUGGCAUAAGGAGAAUCUCGUCGCAUCCACUCUUGCCGCUGUACCUGACUGGUUCUCAAGAUGGCUCGGUCACGCUUUGGGAAUGGGGACACCAGACGGCUGUGGCGACUCCCAGACAACCAGGAACUUUCGCAAAAGUAACUCGUGUACGUUUUUCACAGCACGGAAACAAAUUCGGUGUCGCUGAUUCCGACGGGCAUCUUAGUCUGUUUCAAGUAGCAUGCAGGGAAGGAACCGCGCGACCGUUCUUCAACUAUCAGUGCCAUAGCAAGGUAACAGCGGAUUUUGUCUUCCUCGGUGCUUGCAGUUUAAUAGCAACUGCUGGGCAUGGGUCUGAAGGACGUAACGUUGCGCUUUGGGAUACUCUGCUUCCACAAAAUAAAUCUUUGAUUCACGGUUUUACCUGCCACGAGCAAGGAACCAGCUCGUUGAUUCUUGCGCCUCAACAUCAGUUAUUGAUCAGUGGAGGGAAAAAAGGAGAUAUAAACAUAUUCGACGUUCGACAGCGACAACAACGACAUCGCUUUCAGGCUCAUGAAUCAGCCAUUAAGUGUUUAGCUCUCGACCCACACGAAGAAUUUUUCGUGAGCGGAGCUGGGGAUGGUGACAUCAAGAUAUGGGGCUUGACCGUCCACUCUCUUCUUUACUCUUUUCCCGCAGAACAUCCUCGGUCCAGCUUUUUCAAAAACAUUGGACAAGGCGUGACGCAGUUACACGUUGAUUCUGCAGGACGUUUAUUUUCUUGUGGUGCAGAUGGAUCUAUGAAAGUUCGUCAAUUGCCCGAACGCGACUGUGUUGUGCACACUUUAUAUUAGAAUAAUGAAAACAUACCUAUUCCCCUAUAAACAAAACACUUAAAUGAAAACGCUAUUAAAUACAUGAAUCUGUAUAUUGCUCGUAAAUUAUUCUUGCACGAGAUUGUAUGACAAACAAGUUUAUUCUUUGCUGAAUCACAAGUAUAAAAGUAUCCGUUUCGUUAAGUGCAAUUUUUCGUCAAAUU
Dufourea novaeangliae is the source of this 10558-nucleotide messenger RNA. RefSeq names its product dmX-like protein 2 (gene Rbcn-3A). Gene Ontology annotation, cellular component: RAVE complex. The transcript is spliced from 40 exons. Lineage: Eukaryota; Metazoa; Arthropoda; Insecta; Hymenoptera; Halictidae. The record is from RefSeq and is a predicted model, not a curated record. Bases 162 to 10373 code for a protein of 3403 amino acids. Gene Ontology annotation, biological process: vacuolar acidification. Gene Ontology annotation, molecular function: protein binding.